AUAAAUAUGUGAUCCAUAAAAACGAAAGUAAUUUGUGUGAAAAAUAAAAACAAACCUGCCCCCGGAACAAACGUGACAUCAUCUAAUGACACGCCCGUGUUCCCCUGUGCUCUGCGCUCAUUGGUCGGCGGGCCUCCAGGGGGCGGGGCCUGUCAGACAGCAGCAGCUAGCUGAGGAAGCGGCUCGGCUCGAUGGCCACGCCGUGACAUCACACGCCGCCCGGCCUCCAAUGACAGCGCUCGGCUCAUGGCUGUGGGCGGAGCAACGCUCAAGGCGGACCAAUGAGGAGACGGGACAGUCGUGACGGACAGGGCGGGGCGGCGGCGGCGGGGGAGGGGCCGAGGAGGUGGGGGGGCGAGGCGGGCAGAGGGGAGGCGAGACCGGGGGGCGAGACGGGAGGUGAGGCGGGGGGUGAGACGGGUCCCCGGUCCCCGCUGCCUGUCUUCCUGUUCCCCUCCGAGCUGCUGUUCUACUCCAAGCAGAGAGACUCACACAGGAGAGUGCUGACCCUGUACAACCCCUACUGCUUCAGCCUGUCCUUCAAGAUGCUGUGUACGGCUCCCUCGCUCUACAGGGUGGUGGAGGCGGAGGGCAGCGUCAAGGCCAAGUCCUGUGUGGACCUGGUGGUGCGUCACCAGGACGUGUCCCGUCGCAACUGGGGCCGCCGAGAUCGGUUCCGCAUGGAGGUGAGGGGGGGCGGCCAGGUGGGGGUGCGGGAGAUCUGGGCGGAGCUGAGAGGGGAGGAGGAGGAGGAGGAGGAGGAGGGUGAGGAGCCGGGAGCAGCAGCAGGAGGAGGAGGAGGAGAGGAAGAGGAGCAGAGGAGGAAGAGGAGGAGGAGCCAGCAGAGGGCGCUGUCUCCCCUGCUGGUGCCCACACACACACACACUCAGCUGCAGCUGCCCGCCUGCACAGGCGUGCGCAGUGUGUCUCACUGUGCUGUGUGUGUGGUGCUGGCCGUGCUGUGUGUCGCCGUGUUGAUGCUCCCCCUGCACGCGGACAGCAGCUCGGUGGUUCCUCGCUGCCUGCACGUCUCCACCAACCAGAAGCUGGUCUGCGCCUACACACUGGGUCUUCUCACCAUGGUGUUUCUACGGUAACCGUUGAGGUUUGUCCGCCGGUGGGAAAACACUGCGGACUUCUGAUUGGGCAUCUGAGUUGCCGUGGAAACGGACUGAGUGAGGCGGCCGCCGUCCUCAUCGGACCGACCCGACGUGACGAGGGGCGCCGCGGCCGACCUUUGACCUCUGACCUCCGACCGGAUCAGACCGGAUCAGGAGGAGGAGGAGUCUUAAUGAACUGGACAGGACGGACCAAACCACUGAAUGUGUCUGACCACACACACACACACACUCACACACACACACACACACACACACACACACACACACACACACACACACACAGUUGUUUAUUGUGUGUUCUGUUGCUCUGCAGGAAAAGGUUUUAUGUGUUAUUGUUUUAGUUUUUGCCCAGGAAGAGUCAAAACAGCUGAUUUUAUAAACAGUAAACAGGAAGUGAGUCUUAUUUCAUGGUAAUUAAAGGGUCAUUCCGGUGAUUUUGAAUGUUGGCUGCAGUUUUCCAUGUCAUCUCUCAGAUUCCCCCUGCAGUCUGAAUCGCUCUCCCCUGUCUGUCUGAUGUGGAAGCAGCGUAGAGAAAAGGCCCCGGGGCCUCAUUAACAUUUUAAUUUGUUCUCUCUUUUGAUUGAUUGAUGCUUUUCAUGACCACACAGCCAGGCUCCAGGUACAACAUGUAACAUGUAACAUGUAACAUGUAACAUGUAACAUGUAACAUGGAUAUACAGACAGACACAUUACAGAACACUGCAAAAAGUCAAAUCUUACCAAGAUUAUUUGUCUUAUUUCUAGUCAAAAUAU
Molecule: messenger RNA, 1874 nt
Organism: Myripristis murdjan (pinecone soldierfish)
Lineage: Eukaryota; Metazoa; Chordata; Actinopteri; Holocentriformes; Holocentridae
Product: motile sperm domain-containing protein 1-like
Exons: 6
Coding region: 282-1097 (271 amino acids)
Cellular component (GO): cytoplasm
Source: RefSeq, a predicted model, not a curated record